Molecule: messenger RNA, 769 nt
Organism: Cannabis sativa
Lineage: Eukaryota; Viridiplantae; Streptophyta; Magnoliopsida; Rosales; Cannabaceae
Exons: 1
Coding region: 84-563 (159 amino acids)
Source: RefSeq, a predicted model, not a curated record
AUAUAGAGAGAAAGAAAACCAAAACAUUACGAUUACAUUUAAACAAAUAAACACAGAGAGUCGGAAAGAGAAAGAAAAGAAAAAUGGGUAUAGAUGAAUCGUUUAAAAAGGCAGGAACAAUUCCAUUCAAGUGGGAGAUCAUACCCGGUGUUCCCAAGGAAUCCCAACAACAAAACCACAACAAUCAUCACCACCCUCUUCCUCCUCCACCACCACACCAGACUAGUCCUUCUUUUCGGUCCGGUUCUUCGCGGUGGCGUUUCGAAAAGUCGGUUCUUUUCCGAUCCGAUGAGUCUGUAACUGUGCCUAUGGGAAUGGGAUGCUUCCCUUCCUCUGCACAGCUUAAGAAAAAGGAGAGCAUCAAGAAGAAGAAGAAGAAUAAUAAUGAAUAUGCAUCAUCGGAGCUAGAAACGCCUCCACGGCGAUCGUCCUUUUCGUCUCGAAAAUCGUUCGUUUCGCCACUUCGAGAACGAUCUCCGUCGUCUCUGUCUUCUCCGUUGUCCUGUCGAUGGUCGCCUAGGCCCAUUAGUGACGCUGAAUGGGCCUCGUUUGGGCUCUUUUAAUUAUAUUUUCAUUUUUUUUUUUGUCUUUUUUCGUUAUUUAUUUUGAAGAAAAAAACAAUAGUUUAAUGCAAAAAUUAAGUAAUCACUGAAAGUUAGUGCCUUGGCUAAUGUUUGCCGGCCUACUUUAGUGGAUAAUUAAUUACUUAGUUAUCUAUAGUUUAUUAUAUAUAAUAAUAAUAUAAUGAAAAUGUUAUGUUAUUUCUAAA